Molecule: messenger RNA, 258 nt
Organism: Racocetra fulgida
Lineage: Eukaryota; Fungi; Glomeromycota; Glomeromycetes; Diversisporales; Gigasporaceae
Source: the annotation of a GenBank genome assembly
UAACGAAACACCCUCUUACUGGGUUCAUUCUACGGAUGAUUUUCGCACCAAAAUAUCCAACCGUGGUCGUAUUAAAUGUAGUGUCUGUCCAACAGUUGACUAUAUAAAAAAUUGGGGAUUUGCUUGCUCUGAUCAUCGUGGAGACUACCGAUCAACUAGUUGCAUAUCAUUCGGAAAAGCCUUAUUUGUUGUCACCAAUAAUACAGAAAUGGACGACGAUUUCAUCGAUGACUUAACUCGAUAUUUAAGAAGAAAUAG